AUGGUGCCAAUGAAGCGAUAUUUUGCUAUAUUGAUUUACUUAAUGGGUGCAAUAGUAGCUACUGAGGUCGAGGGUGAUAUCAAAGGUGAGGAUCAACCGAUGGAGAUUAUGACCACAGAGGGCACAGAGGGCAAAGAGGUGAGAUGGCACCGUGAAAUUGAAAAUCUUUCGUCCAGAAAUCUCGACUCAGAAUGCACGAAGAAUGCUCUUGAGCAGCUAUUGUCAAAGUGUUCCUUAGAAGGUUUGGAGUCCAUAAACCCAAGGAUGAGGAAAGAAGUAGCAAUUAAGCUUUCCAAAUGCGAAUUUGAUAAUUCUAGGGUGCUUUACCCUGAGGAGUGUUGGAGGCUCAGGGAGCCGGACGAUUACGACAGAUGUCUAUCGCAGUUAAAGAAGUCGCCGCAGUAUUGGACAACAUUCAGUGGAAACUAUAGAGAGAUCAACAAGAUAUGCCAUGAAGAGGCGCUUCCGUAUCAAAAAGAUCAAAUUAUUGGGUUAUAUUCUAAUGUCACGAAGGUCGUUAGCAAGAUAUUGGUUGACUUGAAGAAUUCUGCUUCACACUCAGAGGCAUCUCAAGAAAAGCUAAGGAACCAGUUUGAGGAACUUAUUAACAAGAUAUUGGACAUAUCGGCUCAGCAUGACGAGCAGAAAGAGAAAAUGAAACAGGAGUUCAAAACUUAUAACGAAGAUUUCAAUGUGUUGGUACUGAAUAGUCUAGUAAUAUUAGAUGGAUUCUCCACAUCAUUUGAUGAAAACUUGUUCGAAGCUACCAAUCAUGUGAGCUAUUUAACUAAUCAGAUACGAAACCUUAUGGAAGCAUACAAUGAGGUUGGACCGUCUGAAAAGAUGCAUGAAAUGCAAGACAUGAUGAUGAACGAUUUCCUGGUGCUUUCAACGGAAACGAAAAGACUUGUAAGAAAUAUAUUAUCUGAUAUUGAAUCGACCAACUUCCUUACCUCUGAGCAUCAUAAUGCAAUGAAUGAAAUGUUCAGAGAUAAUCGAGUGCUAUCGAAUUCCAUCAGCAAUAUACUUGUCAAUACUGAUAGCCAAAUAAAAUCACAGAAUGCAAUGAUGCGUUCGGAGUUCGAAUUUUCCAUAUCCCAUUUCUCAGAUUUCCUUGACGAGCAAAUAAACGGUGCCUUGUCUGUAACUACGGGUAGAUUAGAGGAACUAAUAUCUAGUUCAAUGGAUCACUUGGACUCGAAGAUCAACCUAACAGAACAAAAACUAGAUACAAUGAACAAUGAUAUUGAAAAGUUUUCGGGCAGACUCAACAAUCUAACGAUAUUCAUUUACGAUGCUUUGUCUCUGAUAACAGAAAAUAGCCUUUUUUGUGCCGUAAGUGAUGGCUUUAGCAUAAUUUCGACGGGUCUAGGUUCUUUGGGUUCUUUCAUAGGAGGAAUUGGAAUAAGAUUAUUCAAAUUUGGUAUCUAUAUUUUUUUAAUCUCCUUAGGUAUUUUCUGGGUAAUGCCAUUCACUUUAUCUAAAGAUUCAUCGAAGAGAAGCGUAAGUAAAAACAUUCAACUGUGGUCUGUGGUUUAUACGUUAGCUCGAUAUUUAAGGAACAUGGCCAUUAUCCUUUCGAUACUUUCAGGUGCACUAGCUGCAAUUCUAGUAUCCCGUACUAUGAGAACUAUAAGGCUCUAUGUGGAAAACGUUCAAACAUCUCAAGUAGACUCAAAGUCUUUUAAUUAUAUCUAA
This is a messenger RNA of Priceomyces carsonii, 1698 nucleotides long. It is a transcript of the gene KAR5, whose product is annotated as Kar5p. The transcript has a single exon. Gene Ontology annotation, biological process: nuclear membrane fusion involved in karyogamy; karyogamy involved in conjugation with cellular fusion. The record is from RefSeq and is a predicted model, not a curated record. Gene Ontology annotation, cellular component: endoplasmic reticulum membrane. Bases 1 to 1698 code for a protein of 565 amino acids. NCBI's taxonomy places the organism in Eukaryota, Fungi, Ascomycota, Pichiomycetes, Serinales, Debaryomycetaceae.